Procambarus clarkii (red swamp crayfish) is the source of this 5052-nucleotide messenger RNA. The record is from RefSeq and is a predicted model, not a curated record. NCBI's taxonomy places the organism in Eukaryota, Metazoa, Arthropoda, Malacostraca, Decapoda, Cambaridae.
GGCUGGACCUGGAGUCUGUACUGCUGGGGGAGGCGCAGGAGGACCUCCACUACUACCAGCCGCCCGCGGACGCCCACGCCCACCACGCCUCCACCUUGCCCGCCCACACGCCAGCCCACGCGCCCGCCCACACGCCCGCCCAUCUGGGCCCUGGCCAGCCCCCGCCCACACACCUGACUAGUUCCCACUCCCCACCCGCUCACCCGCCCGUGGGCGGCACCUACAGCUGCCACGCCCCUUCCACGCCUUCAGCAGGAGGGGAGGGUGGGGGUGGCCGCCCCCUUCCACCCAUGGGGGUGUUGGGGGAGCCUCCACCCCCCACCACUCCUCCGGGCCCCUCCCCUCCCUCCUCCCACCACACCCCCUACCAAGGGGCUCCUCGACACCCUCCAUGGGGGAGGGGGUGAUGGGGGCGUCGCCCCUGGCCGCCCACACUGCCGGCCUGCCCCCCACGCCCCCACACCACGACCCCCACUACGGACCCCCACACCCUGCCUACGACACUUCCUCCUGUAGGGUGAAGGCUGAGUAUGGAGACUUCAGCCAGGGCGGCCGGGCGGGUGUCAAGAGGACAUACCCAGACUGCGUAGCAUCACCGGCCAAAUACCCAUGUGUAGCCUCCUCUUCCUACCGCAGGGACGACCCUUAUGCCUCGUCAGGGCCUCUCCCGCCCCUACAGUACAUGGGCACAACCCCCACUAUCCCACAACAACAACAGCAGCAACAACAACAUCAGGGCCCAGCUGCCCAAUAUGUUCUACCCCCCACGCCCCCACAGUACCCCGUGGGCCCCCACCACCACACCAACCCACACCCUGACUAUGCCAUCCCUACCUCAACCCCCUGGACGCCCUCACCACACCCCACCUACACCACCUACACCCAGUACCUUGACUUCAACACCUGCGGGCCGUCAGCCUUGACUACGUCAGUGCCAGCACCCGAGGUGUCCGCGUCCCCCGCCAAGCCGCGACGUCGGAGGGCACGGAGGAAAGUCAUCAUCCACAAUUGUCCCUAUGAAGGCUGCAUCAAGACUUAUAUUAAGUCUUCCCACCUGAAGGCCCACCUGAGGACUCACACCGGGGAGAAGCCCUACACCUGUAAGUGGAAGGGUUGUGGCUGGAAGUUCGCCAGGUCCGACGAACUGACUCGACACUACCGUAAACACACUGGAGAUCGACCUUUCCAGUGUCGACUGUGUGAGCGAGCUUUCUCCAGGUCAGACCACCUCAGUCUUCACAUGAAGCGUCACAUAGCUCUCUGAACUGACUCUGGACGCCUCAGUCUUCACAUGUUGGGUCACACAGCUCUCUGAACUGACUCUGGAUGGCUUACAGCUCUCUGAACUGACUCUGGACGCCUCAGUCUUCACAUGUUGUGUCACAUAGCUCUCUGAACUGACUUUGGACGCCUCAGUCUUCACAUGUUGGGUCACACAGCUCUCUGAACUGACUCUGGACGCCUCAGUCUUCACAUGUUGUGUCACACAGUUCUCUGAACUGACUCUGGACGCCUCAGUCUUUACAUGAAGCGUCACACAGCUCUCUGAACUGACUCUGGACGGUUCAGUCUUCACAUGUUGGGUCACAUAGCUCUCUGAACUAACUAUGGACGCCUCAGUCUUCACAUGUUGGGUCACACAGCUCUCUGAACUGACUCUGGACGCCUCAGUCUUCACAUGUUGUGUCACACAGUUCUCUGAACUGACUCUGGACGCCUCAGUCUUCACAUGAAGCGUCACACAGCUCUCUGAACUGACUCUGGACGGCUCAGUCUUCACAUGUUGGGUCACACAGCUCUCUGAACUGACUCUGGACGGCUCAGUCUUCACAUGUUGGGUCACACAGCUCUCUGAACUGACUCUGGACGGCUCAGUCUUCACAUGUUGGGUCACAUAGCUCUCUGAACUGACUCUGGACGGCUCAGUCUUCACAUGUUGGGUCACACAGCUCUCUGAACUGACUCUGGACGGCUCAGUCUUCACAUGUUGGGUCACACAGCUCUCUGAACUGACUCUGGACGGCUCAGUCUUCACAUGUUGGGUCACACAGCUCUCUGAACUGACUCUGGACGCCUCAGUCUCCACAUGUUGGGUCACACAGCUCUCUGAACUGACUCUGGACGGUUCAGUCUUCACAUGUUGGGUCACACAGCUCUCUGAACUGACUCUGGACGGUUCAGUCUUCACAUGAAGCAUCACACAGCUCUCUGAACUGACUCUGGACGGCUCAGUCUUCACAUGUUGGGUCACACAGCUCUCUGAACUGACUCUGGACGGUUCAGUCUUCACAUGUUGGGUCACACAGCUCUCUGAACUGACUCUGGACGGUUCAGUCUUCACAUGAAGCAUCACACAGCUCUCUGAACUGACUCUGGACGGUUCAGUCUUCACAUGAAGCAUCACACAGCUCUCUGAACUGACUCUGGACGGCUCAGUCUUCACAUGUUGGGUCACACAGCUCUCUGAACUGACUCUGGACGGUUCAGUCUUCACAUGUUGGGUCACACAGCUCUCUGAACUGACUCUGGACGGUUCAGUCUUCACAUGAAGCAUCACACAGCUCUCUGAACUGACUCUGGACGGCUCAGUCUUCACAUGUUGGGUCACACAGCUCUCUGAACUGACUCUGGACGGUUCAGUCUUCACAUGAAGCAUCACACAGCUCUCUGAACUGACUAUGGACGCCUCAGUCUUCACAUGUUGGGUCACACAGCUCUCUGAACUGACUCUGGACGGUUCAGUCUUCACAUGAAGCGUCACACAGCUCUCUGAACUGACUCUGGACGGCUCAGUCUUCACAUGUUGGGUCACACAGCUCUCUGAACUGACUCUGGACGGCUCAGUCUUCACAUGUUGGGUCACACAGCUCUCUGAACUGACUCUGGACGCCUCAGUCUUCACAUGUUGGGUCACACAGCUUUCUGAACUGACUCUGGACGGUUCAGUCUUCACAUGAAGCAUCACACAGCUCUCUGAACUGACUCUGGACGCAAUGAGUCUAGUUUUCGCACUGAACUGACUUCUGGUAAGUCGUCGAGUUUGGUUCCCUUAUUUCACUUCAGUUUCCACAUGAAACCCAAGGAACUGGGCGGUCAAAGUCUUUCACAAAUAUUAAUAUGUUUAUAUCUGGAAAGAAACUAAAGUAGUCUGAUGUUGUUUUUAAAGAUUCAUCAACUCAACAAAAGUUCCAAGUAGCACGGGCUAUGGCGAGCCCGUAGUGGUAAAUAAAUAGUAACCCGCGCUUCCAUCUUUGGAUGUCUCAUGUUACUGCUGCAGUGACGUUAACUUGUGUCUCGGGAAGAUGGGAUCGUCAGAGAAAGUUAGGAUCAACCAAUAGCUUUCCACAAAAGGCAAGCAUUCUUUGUAGAGAGUGUCUUUGUUCUGACAGCUGCUAUUUGUCAAGCUGCGAAGGAGUUACAUAUAUAUUUUUAGAAUACCAGCAAGCUAGAGGUAAAUAACGAGUUAGCCAUCUUAAUAUAUACCGUAGCAGCAUUCACGAACAGACAGAAAAAAUAGAAACAGAAAAUACAGACGAUAGCUUUCACGAACGUCAAUAAGAGGAGACAACCAUCUUGGUAUCCGCAAUGCAGACGGCAGCUUUCACGAACGUCAACAAGAGGAGACAACCAUCUUGGUAUCCGCAAUGCAGACGGCAACUCUCACGAACGUCAAUAAUCUUGGCAUCGAGAAUACAGACAACAGCUUUUAAAGACGUCUACAAAUCUUGACUAAUGAAAGCGCCUCGCUAUGAAAUUGUCGAAUAUUGGGGCACAUCCGACCAGCAGGUCGUCGUCGCUUAUAAAUCAACUACAAGUUGUGGAGUCUCUUAGUUACGUCACUACUUCACAGUUCAAACGUUUUGAAGCUGUUCUACCACGAAGCUCAGUGACGGAAUCUCCAUUUUCUUCGUGGAAAAGAAGAUAGUCGGUAUGUAUAGCUUUAAUUAAAAUACAUAUAACGUGAGACGUUAUAAACACUUAAGUGAGUUGAGGCUAUAAAUUAUUGAGUCAAUUAGUGAGGUGCAGAAGUAACAUCAAGGAUGGACGACCAAGCAAUGAAGACAAAUAAUUCAAUCCCAUAUUUUUUUUAAAUAUAUUCCGAAAAAAAUAAUGAUGUGGAUUUGGUUAAUACCACAGUUUUCAAUAAUUUAUUUAGUAAUUAAACAAUAAUUUCUAAAUACAAUUUUUUGUUAAAUAUGUAAUACAUAUUUUUUAAGUAUUAAAAUAUGUUUAUAUAAAUCUAUAAAGAAAUGAGAUCAAAUUUUUUAUAUACAUAGUUUUUUCAAGUUUGUAUUUAUUUGUACUGAAAAUACUUAAGUGAGCCCCUCUUAGUGAAAGUGGUAAUGUAUAUAUAUAUAUAAAUUAGCCAGUUGUACAGUAGUAGGUAUGAACAAUUUUUAAUUUAACAAUGACAGGUGAUCUGAGAUUUAGAUUAGCAUAGAAUUAGUUUUUUUUAUAAGUUUAGCUUGUUUUGACUUUUUGUAUGGAGGACUUUUGUAAAUUUAUUGACCUUUUUCAUAUGAUGUAACAGGUGUACACACACACAUGAGCAGAGGCUAAAGUCAGGUGUAGGUAUGUUCUUUGUGGGGUGCAGGCAAUACCUUUGCGAGUCUUGUUAUAUGGUUGUAAAUUAAGGAGAACUUUAAAUAUGUAAAAGUUAGUUUGAACGAAGUCAAUAAAUAAAUCGCAAAAGAUCGGUAGAACAUUUACAUGUGUAAAUAUGUUGUUGAAAAUCGGUGAGGCACUGUGAUUUGUAGUGUAAACUGGCUUGUAAAACAUCUGUAAAAUACCUGAUAUAGAUAUAAUCUCAUUUAUGAGUAGCAGUCUAUGAGUUACUCAUAAUAUGGAGAUCGUGUGAUGGUGGUGGGUGAGGUAUAGUGGUAGUUACGAUUGUGGUGGUGGUGGUAUGAUUGACAGUUAUGGUGAGGCUGCCUGGAGUUGAUGGUGUGGUGGCAGGGGCGAAUAUUCUUCCUGGGAUGUGGCUUACCACUUUUUUCACACCUAUUUUAAAUAAAUGAUUUAUGAUCUGUUCUUCUCCUGUUUCUCUGACAC